Messenger RNA from Saccharomyces mikatae IFO 1815, 660 nucleotides. It is a transcript of the gene YNG1, whose product is annotated as Yng1p. The record is from RefSeq and is a predicted model, not a curated record. NCBI's taxonomy places the organism in Eukaryota, Fungi, Ascomycota, Saccharomycetes, Saccharomycetales, Saccharomycetaceae. The transcript has a single exon. The coding region runs from base 1 to 660 and encodes 219 amino acids. Gene Ontology annotation, biological process: regulation of DNA-templated transcription. Gene Ontology annotation, cellular component: Rpd3L complex; Rpd3L-Expanded complex; nucleus.
AUGGAACAUGUUGCCAAUGAUUAUUCGGACUCGGAUAUCAGAUAUAGUUACCUCGGCACAUUAGAUCAUUUACCAUGUGAACUUAUAAGGUCUUUACGGUUGAUGCAAACUAUCGACUUAAUCAAAGAUGAACGGGAUGAACGUGAUCUGGAAAAAGCUUCUAGAAACCUGUUGUCAGUAGCCAAUUAUAUAGACGAUUUAGUCGAUGACCAGAUUCGUUUCCUGAAAAAGCACAGGAAAGAAUUGGAAGUACAGAAACUAGUAACAAAAACUUUCAAUGCUUCGGUAGAAAAUAUCAAGUCGAAGUUGAUGCUAGAAGAACCAAGAGCGCACAAAGAAUCAAAGCUACUAUUGAAGAUCAACUUGAAAAAGGCUAAAUCAAGAGAAAGGAAAGAAAGCAUUACAAGCCCUGAAAUUGGGAUUACUCGGGAAGAUGGAACAGAGAGUAAUAAUAAUGGAGAAGAGAUUUAUUGCUUUUGCAGAAAUGUAUCUUAUGGGUCUAUGGUGGCUUGUGAUAAUUCAAACUGUCCUUUCGAGUGGUUUCACUACGGUUGUGUAGGUCUUAAGCAGGUUCCCAAGGGCAAGUGGUAUUGUAGCGAAGAUUGUAAGGAAAUAGCGAGACAGAGUUCAAAAGUAAAACGGCAGAGAAAAAAAAAGUGA